AUGGCCUCCGAACCUGUUCUGCAAAAGUUUUUCAAGAGUGAGCAAUAUGCCGACUCCUUCAAACGUGGAGAACUGGUCACCUAUGUCUUUGCCAAAAGUCUCGUUGAGCAGAGCAAGUUGAUCACAACGUCAAAAAUCCACCCCAACGCGCCUCUCGCGGUUCUAGACAAUGCCUGUGGCACCGGCGCUGUUUCAAGUAUCCUCAAUGAGACACUUGACGUCGAGACCAAAAAGCAUUGGAAGUUGACAUGUGGAGACAUCUCAUCCGCGGUACUCAAGUAUACAGAGCGCCGGAUGCAAGAUGAGAACUGGCAAAACUCAGAAACGAAACUCGUGGAUGCACAGAGCCCUCAAUUGCCCAGUGCUUUCUAUGAUUACGUCUUCACGGCCUUUGCUUACAUGGCACUUCCUCAAUCAAUCAGAGGUCUCGACGAGACCGUGCGAAUGUUAAAGCCAGGUGGAAGAAUUGCCUUUUCGACUUGGAUCGAGCCCGGCUGGAUGUCUGUUGCUAGGCGAGCCAUUCAGAGUAUGCCAGGUGAUCUACCAUUUCCCGAGUCUAAGGAUAUCUUAGCAAACCUAAGCGAUGGUGAAUGGCACUCUUUGACUUGGAUCAAGUCUCAGCUGGAGAAACGUGGAUUCGAAGACAUCGAAGUGCGCGCCGAAACAGCCAGCAUUGCUCUUCGAUCUUCGGUCUUCGUGGAUAUGAGCAUGUUGAUGCUCCCAAUGAUGAUAAAGUCUUUCUGGAGUGAGGAACAAAGAGAGGCAAACGAGCACAAGAUUCGUCCAGCGUUGGUGGCGUAUGUUGACGAAAAUUAUGGCAGUGACGGAGAGGUUGAAACGGACUGGGUAGCUAUCAUUUCAACUGGACGCAAAUCUAGAUAG
Molecule: messenger RNA, 882 nt
Organism: Penicillium brevicompactum
Lineage: Eukaryota; Fungi; Ascomycota; Eurotiomycetes; Eurotiales; Aspergillaceae
Gene: gtmA
Product: gliotoxin thiomethyltransferase
Exons: 4
Coding region: 1-882 (293 amino acids)
Molecular function (GO): methyltransferase activity
Source: RefSeq, a predicted model, not a curated record